This is a messenger RNA of Impatiens glandulifera, 1396 nucleotides long. Its product is annotated as glycolate oxidase-like. Bases 141 to 1241 code for a protein of 366 amino acids. The record is from RefSeq and is a predicted model, not a curated record. The transcript is spliced from 11 exons. Lineage: Eukaryota; Viridiplantae; Streptophyta; Magnoliopsida; Ericales; Balsaminaceae. Gene Ontology annotation, molecular function: oxidoreductase activity; FMN binding.
AUAAGAUCCUAUUGAACUUAGACAAGUGUUUAAUUAAGAAAAACACAAAACCAUCUUCAUUGUUGUUGAUUUCCAAUUCCUCACUUCUCGCCGCCUUUCUUUUACUGUCCGAUUCCUCUGCCUUUCACCGGUAUCAAAACAUGGAUCAAAUCACCAAUGUCAUGGAGUAUGAAGCCUUGGCCAAAGAGAAAUUACCCAAAAUGGUUUACGAUUAUUAUGCAUCUGGUGCAGAGGAUCAAUGGACCCUUGAAGAGAACAGGAAGGCAUUCUCAAGAAUCUUAUUUCGGCCUCGAGUUUUAAUUGAUGUGAGCAAAAUAGACUUGACUACUACUGUAUUGGGGUUCAAGAUUUCAAUGCCUAUUAUGGUUGCUCCUUCUGCCUUUCAGAGAAUGGCUAAUCCUGAAGGAGAAUGCGCAACAGCAAGAGCAACAUCUGCUGCUGGUACUAUAAUGACACUGUCUUCAUUGGCUACUUCAAGUGUUGAAGAGGUUGCUUCGACAGGACCUGGUGUUCGUUUUUUCCAGCUUUAUGUGUUGAAGGAUAGAUAUGUUGUUGAAAAGCUUGUUAAAAGAGCAGAGAUGUCCGGUUUCAAGGCAAUUGUUCUCACGGUUGACACUCCAAUGCUUGGCAGACGAGAAGCUGACAUUAAGAACAGGUUUAGUUUGCCACCACAUUUGUCAUUGAAGAACUUUGAAGGAUUGGAUCUUGGCAAGUUAGACAAGAGCAAUGACAACUCUGGACUGUUAUCGUACUUUUCAAACCAAGCUGACAGAUCUCUUAGCUGGAAGGAUAUAAAAUGGCUGAAGACGAUUACGAGUCUACCUAUUCUAUUGAAGGGUAUAAUAACUGCCGAGGAUGGGAGAUUAGCGGUUGAACAUGGAGCAGAAGGAAUUAUUGUGUCGAACCAUGGAGCUCGACAACUAGAUGGUGUUCCUGCAACAAUUAUGUCUUUGGAAGAGGUUGUUAAAGGGGUAGAAGGAAGAAUUCCUGUAUUUAUGGAUGGUGGGAUUCGACGAGGAACAGAUGUGUUCAAGGCAUUAGCUCUUGGAGCUUCCGGAGUCUUUAUUGGGAGGCCUGUUCUUUACUCUUUGGCAGUCCACGGUGAGGCUGGUGUGAAGAAAGUGCUUCAAAUGCUUAGAGAUGAGCUUGAACUCACAAUGGCCUUGACUGGUUGCCGAUCUCUCAAAGAGAUUACUCCUGCCCACAUCACUACUCCUUCUGGUCUAACUUCAAAUCUCUAGUAAUAGGAUUAUUUGUAAUUGCUUGCUCUCCAAUUAUUAAUAAAUGUUUGCUCCAAACAAAUAUUAUCUGUAAUCAUAUCAUAAUUUGUACUAAAUGGGGAUUUACUGUUUUGGUUGUGAAAUUGACAGACUUAAUGAAUGAUGAAAUAAAUUUA